CUCUAAUUGGUCGAGUUCCCGCAGAGUGCCCGGAGACCCAGGCCGGUGGGUCCGCGCACCGCGCUCCCGCACGCGUGAUGGCGGUCCUCGGAGUGCAGCUGGUGGUGACCCUGCUCACCGCCACCCUCAUGCACAGGCUGGCACCACACUGCUCCUUCGCGCGGUGGCUGCUCUGCAAUGGCAGUCUGUUCCGAUACAAGCACCCAUCUGAGGAGGAGCUCCGGGCCCUGGCAGGGAAGCCGAGGCCCAGAGGCAGGAAGGAGCGAUGGGCCGAUGGCCUUAGUGAGGAGAAGCCACUGUCUGUGCCCCGAGAUGCCCCGUUCCAGCUGGAGACCUGCCCUCUCACGACUGUGGACGCCCUGGUCCUGCGCUUCUUCCUGGAGUACCAGUGGUUCGUGGACUUUGCCGUGUACUCGGGCGGUGUGUACCUCUUCACGGAGGCCUACUACUACGUGCUGGGCCCAGCCAAGGAGACCAACAUCGCUGUGUUCUGGUGCCUGCUCACAGUGGCCUUCUCCAUCAAGGCGUUCCUGACGGUGACACGGCUGUACUUCAGCUCCGAGGAGGGGGGCGAGCGCUCUGUCUGCCUCACCUUUGCCUUCCUCUUCCUGCUGCUGGCCAUGCUGGUGCAGGUGGUGCGGGAGGAGACCCUCGAGCUGGGCCUGGAGCCUGGUGAUCUGUCUUUAACUCCCUGGCUGCUUUGUGAUUUCUUUGUUUUUGGUGUUCUGCAGUUUGACUCCAUUGUGUCUAGGCCUGGCCAGCAUGACCCAGAACUUGGAGCCACUUCUGAAGAAGCAAGGCUGGGACUGGGCGUGAGUCCUGGGCUCCCUGUGGCUAAGCUGGCUAUCCGCGUGGGGCUGGCGGUGGUGGGCUCUGUGCUGGGUGCCUUCCUCACCUUCCCAGGCCUGCGGCUGGCCCAGACCCAUCGGGAUGCACUGACCAUGUCAGAGGACCGGCCCAUGCUACAGUUCCUCCUGCACACCAGCUUCCUGUCUCCCCUGUUCAUCCUGUGGCUCUGGACAAAGCCCAUUGCACGGGACUUCCUGCACCAGCCACCCUUUGGGGAGACGCCCUUCUCCCUGCUGUCCGACUCUGCCUUUGACUCUGGGCGCCUCUGGUUGCUGGUGGUGCUGUGCCUGCUGAGGCUGGCGGUGACCCGGCCCCACCUGCAGGCCUACCUGUGCCUGGCCAAGGCCCGCGUGGAGCAGCUGCGAAGGGAGGCUGGCCGCAUCGAAGCCCGUGAAAUCCAGCGGAGGGUGGUCCGGGUCUACUGCUACGUGACUGUGGUGAGCUUGCAGUACCUGACGCCGCUCAUCCUCACCCUCAACUGUACGCUCCUGCUCAAGACAUUGGGAGGCUAUUCCUGGGGCCUGGGCCCAGCCCCUCUACUAUCCCCCGACCCAUCCUCAGCCAGCGCUGCCCCCAUCGGCCCCGAGGAGGAUGAGGUCCAGCAGACUGCAGCGCGGAUCGCUGCGGCCCUGGGCGGCCUGCUCACGCCCCUCUUCCUCCGCGGCGUCCUGGCCUACCUCAUCUGGUGGACAGCUGCCUGCCAGCUGCUGUCCAGCCUCUUCGGCCUCUACUUCCACCAGCACUUGGCGGGCUCCUAGCUGCCUGCAGACCCUCCUGGGGCCCUGAGGUUUGGUCCUGGGCCAGCAGGACAUGAGCCUACCCGCUGUAUGUGUGCCCCGGUGUCCCCAGCUGCAAGGUGAGGCCGGACUCCUCGCCGUCCCCUUCACCGCAGUGCCUGAGCCGCGGCCCCCCUUGGACGCCGAGUUUCUGCCUCAGAACUGUCUGUCCUGGACCCAGCAGCGGGAGGGUCCCGAGGCCAUUGUCUCCAAAGUGUGUGUGCCAGGUUUGAGUAACGGGGGUGCUGCUGGCUGCUCUUCUGAACAAAUAAAAGGAUCACACCGAUUUUUACAAA
Callithrix jacchus (white-tufted-ear marmoset) is the source of this 1921-nucleotide messenger RNA. RefSeq names its product transmembrane protein 161A (gene TMEM161A). The record is from RefSeq and is a predicted model, not a curated record. Lineage: Eukaryota; Metazoa; Chordata; Mammalia; Primates; Cebidae.